AUGGAAGAUAAGAAAAGACAAAAAGAUAUGGUUGAAAUUCUUUCUUAUGAGCCUCCCCUAAAAAAACAAGUUUUUGAAAAUGUUUUAGGAGUUGAAGAAGAAGUAGAAGAUUUUCAGAAGGAAGCAAUAUGGAGAAGAAUGCAAGAAUAUAAACGAGAAGCAAUUAGAGCAAAAGAACGGGUAGAAGAACUAGAAAAAAGGAUAAAAUAUCAAGAUGAACAUUUGGUAACAAUAGAUGCAUGGUUUGAUGAAUUUUUGAACGAAAUAUAUAUAUAUUCAGGAGCAAAAGGGACAUUAGAAGCAGGAAUAAUGAAUGAAGGAAAUUUUCCUGGAUUACUAUUUGAAAGCGAUACAAAGUUUAAAUGUCAUUUAAGUGAAAAAAAGAGUAAAAUUAUGAAUAUAGCGGGAUCUAUUUUAAAUAUGGUUAAAUCAUCAUGUAUAGAAGAUACAGAAAUAGAAAGAAUCAAGAAUUAUGCAGCAAAGCUAUCAUCUGAUUUAACGAUAGCAAGAUCUUAUAUUGAACAAUUAAAAUUAGAAAGAGAAAAUAAUGAAAAAAAAAUGGAAGAAAUGUUUUAUGAAAUAAUGUCUUUAGAGAAAAAAAUAGAUCGAGAAAAGAGUAUGACGCUAUCUAAGAUGAAAUUGAAUGCUAUGAAAAAGCCUCAAGAGGAAGGAAGCAAUAUAAAAUUAGUGGAAGUAACAAAAACGUCUAAAUUGGAAGAGAAUAAAUCAAACGAAAAUAUAGAAGCCAUUGAAAUAAAAUUGAAAGAAAUGAAUGUUAUUAAUGAAAAAAGAUUAUCAGAAAUCUCUAAAUUAAACAACCAAAAUUCGAAAUUACGUGAGCAAUUAUUAAAUCUUGAACUUAAACUAAAAAAUCCAUCUGAAGAGGAAAUUAUAAAUUCAGAUCUAUAUUAUUCAUUAAAAUCUAAAUAUGAACUUUGUGCUGCAAAAAUUAAAGAAAUUGAACCAGCAUAUGAAUCUCUUAAUAAAGAAGUUGAAAAAUUGCGUUUGGAAAGACUGGAAUUUAAAGAAGAACUUCUUAAUGAACAAAGAAAUAUAAUUACUGACAUGAGAGAUCAGCUAAGUAAAGUAGAACAAGAUCUUGCUCGUGUUAGAACUGUACGAGAUGAGCUUCUGUCUCAACUUAAUAUAAAGAAAGCAACAGAGUUUGAAAAUUCUACCGCAAAAAAAGAACUUCUGGAGCUUUUAGAGACUCGUAAUACAAGAAUUACUGCUUUGGAGGAGCAACUUCAACGUCUAAAUAAUCAGAUCAAACAGGAUUGUGAACUAGGAAAUGAUGUGAAUUUGGAAAAAUCUAAAGAAGAGCUUUUAAAACAAAUUGAACGUCUGGAAAAGCAAAAUAAAAGCUUAAGCUCAGAACUUCUAGCCUUAGAACAAGCUUUUAAUAAGGCCCAUCAUCAGAGUUCAUUAAAGGUUAAUGAAAUUAUAGCAAAAGAAGACAAAUUUUACCGUUUAAAUGCAGAUAAAGCUAAAGCAGAUCAAAAAUAUUUUGAUGCUAUGAAAGCUAAAGAUAAAUUGACAAUUGAAAAUAAAACUUUAAAACAACAGAAUUCUAAAGCAGGUGAUAUUAUUAUUAAACUACAGGAAGCUGAAAAGAUUACAAUGCAAAAAUUAAUAAUUUUAGAAAAACAAAUAGCUAUUCUAAGACCAGCUAACGAAACUCUUAUUUCAAAAGUUCAUGAACUUCAAUUAAAAAUUGAAGAAAAGGAUCAUAAUAUAAAAAAUAUCGGACAACAAAUCUCUAUGCUAAAACAGCGAUUAAUAGAACAAGAAAAUAUUACUAGUACAGAAAUAGAUUCUAAAAGAAUUGCAGAAGAAAAAAUCGAAAAACUUAAAAUACAAAUUCAAAGAAAUAAAAACCAAAAUACAGUUAAUGGCGAUAUAGACGAAUUAAAAAUAUAUAAAAGUAUGGCUAAAUGUUCAGUAUGUGAAACUAAAUGGAAAAAUACAGCGAUAUCCCUUUGUGGACAUAUAUUUUGUAAAGAAUGUAUAAAUAAACGCAUAGAAACUCGACAACGUCGUUGUCCUUCAUGCAAUCGGGGUUUUGGUUCUGGAGAUAUACUUCAAGUUCAUUUAUAA
Pneumocystis murina B123 is the source of this 2097-nucleotide messenger RNA. RefSeq lists its product as hypothetical. Lineage: Eukaryota; Fungi; Ascomycota; Pneumocystomycetes; Pneumocystales; Pneumocystaceae. Bases 1 to 2097 code for a protein of 698 amino acids. The transcript is spliced from 11 exons. Gene Ontology annotation, molecular function: ubiquitin protein ligase activity. The record is from RefSeq and is a predicted model, not a curated record. Gene Ontology annotation, cellular component: nucleus; HULC complex.